UGUCUUUAUUUUCUUGUGUUUUUGUUUGUUUUUUUCCAACAAACAGAAAACGUCAACACACAACAGCCACGUGGUUCUGUGGGUUCUUACAUUCGGAUCGAACCCCCCCUCAGACGCUUCUCCUCCUGAUGACAACAACCUCCCUGCUAACUGAGAAGCUAAGCUAACGCUGAGACGACAGCCAGUUAGCUUAGCUCCCGCUGACACUGGAGAUAAAGUGUCCGUCUCCAAGUGUCGGGCUCCUUUUCAUGCUGCUCUCAGUUCAAUGGGGAACUGUCUGUUUAGCCAGGGAGCGGAUGACCUGUCGCUGCUGAACGAGUCGGAGGGAGGCAGUCUGCCCGGGGAGCCUCCGCCGCCCUACGAGGAGCGCACCCAACCGGUGCCAGUGUACCAUCCCACCCCAGGUGAGAGUCGUCUGGCCAGCCAGUUGACCGAGGAGGAGCAGAUCCGCAUCGCCCAGCGCAUCGGCCUCAUCCAGCACCUGCCCAGAGGCACCUUCAACCAGGGCUCUGACCCCUCUGACAAGAAAGUUAAAGAGUGCGUGAUCUGCAUGUUGGAUUUUGAGUAUGGCGAUCCCAUUCGGUUCUUGCCCUGCCUUCACAUCUACCACGUGGACUGCAUUGAUCCCUGGCUGAUGCGCUCCUUCACCUGCCCCUCCUGCAUGGAGCCGGUAGAUGCAGCCUUGCUGUCCACGUAUGAAACCAACUGAGCAGCCCCCUUGUGGCUGCUCCUGCCUAAAAGUAACUGCACUUUUUAGCCAAAUCUGUCCUGUAGCUGUUCAGACAGGUUGCCAAGGCGAUGUGGCAUUAUGCAGAUGUUUGGAGGGUGUGUUAGGAUGCAGUCAGAUGUCGAAAACUGUGCCCUGCAGUUCAUUGCAUAGAUUUGACUCGUUGCCUUUAAAAGUGCCAAAUCAAGCUCGAUGAAGAAUAUGAAAAGCUGUAGCAAAACAUUACUGCAAAGUAAUUUCACUUUUUUUUAUGACUGACAAUGCAUUUUUAAUCAGUGGUUUCUUAUUUUAAUUAAAUACACAUCACCAAUGUCAUUGACUUCCCCCUUUCAAGACAUGAAGUGCAAUAUGCUAUAUCAAAGGCGAGAAUGACGUUCGUCUCAGUCCAGAAUACAGAUGAGAAGAUGAAUGGAAGUAAAUGACAACAUGAAUGGAAGUUCCUAUGAUUUACAAAUGAACCCAUGGCCUUGAAUGUCACUGAACACACGGGCCUCUCUACUGGAAUGUAAGAAAUUGCAUACAAAAGGUUUCUCUGAACAAAGAUAUGUUGAGA
This is a messenger RNA of Paralichthys olivaceus (Japanese flounder), 1280 nucleotides long. RefSeq names its product ring finger protein 11a (gene rnf11a). Gene Ontology annotation, molecular function: ubiquitin protein ligase activity. The record is from RefSeq and is a predicted model, not a curated record. NCBI's taxonomy places the organism in Eukaryota, Metazoa, Chordata, Actinopteri, Pleuronectiformes, Paralichthyidae. Gene Ontology annotation, cellular component: ubiquitin ligase complex. Gene Ontology annotation, biological process: ubiquitin-dependent protein catabolic process.